Galeopterus variegatus (Sunda flying lemur) is the source of this 1850-nucleotide messenger RNA. It is a transcript of the gene NADSYN1, whose product is annotated as NAD synthetase 1. Gene Ontology annotation, cellular component: cytoplasm. The coding region runs from base 97 to 1656 and encodes 519 amino acids. Gene Ontology annotation, biological process: NAD+ biosynthetic process. The record is from RefSeq and is a predicted model, not a curated record. Gene Ontology annotation, molecular function: glutaminase activity; NAD+ synthase (glutamine-hydrolyzing) activity; ATP binding. The transcript is spliced from 15 exons. Lineage: Eukaryota; Metazoa; Chordata; Mammalia; Dermoptera; Cynocephalidae.
GUGCCCUUCGGAGACGCAGUGCUGGCCACCCAGGACACCUGCAUCGGGAGCGAGAUCUGUGAGGAGCUCUGGACACCCCACAGCCCCCACGUCGACAUGGGCCUGGAUGGAGUGGAGAUCAUCACCAAUGCCUCUGGCAGUCACCACGUGCUGCGCAAAGCCCACGCCAGGGUGGACCUGGUGACCAUGGCCACCACCAAGAACGGUGGGAUCUACAUGCUGGCCAACCAGAAGGGCUGUGACGGGGACCGCCUCUACUACGACGGCUGCGCCAUGAUCGCGAUGAACGGAAGCAUUUUUGCUCAAGGGUCCCAGUUUUCUCUGGACGAUGUGGAAGUCCUGACUGCCACGUUGGAUUUGGAGGACAUCAGGAGCUACAGGGCAGAGAUUUCAUCUCGAAACCUGGCAGCCAGCAGGGUGAGCCCCUACCCUCGAGUGAAGGUGAACUUUGCCCUGUCGUGCCACGACGACUUGCUGGAGCCAAUCUCAGAGCCUGUCAAGUGGAAAUACCACAGUCCUGAGGAGGAGAUAAGCCUUGGACCUGCCUGCUGGCUUUGGGACUUUCUAAGACGAAGCCAACAGGCUGGGUUUUUCCUGCCCCUAAGUGGCGGAGUGGACAGCGCAGCCACCGCCUGCCUCGUCUACUCCAUGUGCCACCAGGUCUGUGAGGCCGUGAAGAGCGGAAAUCAGGAGGUGUUGGCUGAUGUUCGGACGAUCGUGAACCAGGUCAGCUACACCCCCCAGGAUCCUCGAGACCUGUGUGGACGCAUACUGACCACCUGCUACAUGGCCAGUGAGAACUCCUCCCAGGAGACAUGCGGCAGGGCCGGAGAGCUGGCGCGGCAGAUUGGAAGCCACCACAUCAGCCUCCACAUCGAUCCGGCCGUGAGGGCCGUGGUGGGCAUCUUCAGCCUGGUGACGGGGAAGAGCCCGCUGUUUGCAGCUCAUGGAGGAAGCAGCAGGGAGAACCUGGCGCUGCAGAAUGUGCAGGCUCGGAUCCGGAUGGUCCUGGCCUACCUCUUUGCCCAGCUGAGCCUCUGGUCUCGGGGUGCUCGUGGUGGUCUUCUUGUGCUCGGAUCUGCCAACGUGGAUGAGAGUCUCCUGGGCUACCUGACCAAGUACGACUGCUCCAGUGCUGACAUCAACCCCAUCGGUGGGAUCAGCAAGACGGACCUGCGAGCCUUUGUCUGCUUCUGCCUCGAGCGGUUCCAGCUCCCCGCCCUGCAGAGCAUCCUGUCAGCGCCAGCCACUGCAGAGCUGGAACCGUUGGCCAAUGGACAGGUGUCCCAGACUGAUGAGGAAGAUAUGGGGAUGACAUACGCAGAGCUCUCUGUCUAUGGGAAGCUCAGGAAGAUCGCCAAGACGGGGCCCUACAGCAUGUUCUGCAGACUCCUGAACAUGUGGAGAGACAUCUGCACCCCAAGACAGGUGGCUGAAAAAGUGAAGCAGUUUUUCUCCAAGUAUUCCACGAACAGACACAAGAUGACCACGCUCACACCGGCAUACCACGCUGAGAACUACAGCCCUGACGACAACAGGUUUGAUCUGCGACCGUUCCUCUACAACACCCGCUGGCCUUGGCAGUUUCGGUGCAUAGAAAAUCAGGUGCUGCAGCUUGAGAGGAAAGAGCAGCAGGAGCUGCACGACGUGGACUGAUGGGCAGUCCCACCUGGAUGCCUCCUCUCCACGGGGACCCAGUGUCACCUGGCAUGGCUGGCGGCCAAGGGCGGGAGCUCCAGCACCUCCACCUGAGCGGCCCGGGGUCAAGCUUCGUUUUACAUUUCGAGGAGGGAUCUUUCAUUCUCAUUCCUUAAAAGGAGGCUAAUAAAGCGAACGUGCCGUGGCCGUCC